AUGAGUGGCUUCGUUUCUUCGCUGCUGAUCCAAAUUGGAAUACGAUCUCCCGAUCUGCCCCCACCAAGGCCCCAACCGCAUGCCACUGAACACCUGAACGAACCGCCCGGUGAUAGCCAAGUCACUUCUCAAACAGGCCACGGCGGACAACUUAUCUGCGGAGAUGCGGGUGCAGGGUCCUUGCAUAGCCCUCCCUUCUUCUCAAUCGUGCCCAAAGAUAUGGAUGGUCGCAACUUGCAGCAGGGCACUCAAUCAGUGACCCAUAGCACAUCUGGAUCCAUUCAAAACAUGACUGUAACAGAUGGCUCAACCGACCCUCCGCAUGAAGCCAACGCCAGCCCGCAGUCGGUCAACUCGACUCCACACCCCGGCGAGGGGGUGUACCCGCAGAAUGCGUCACAGGAUACACCUUUGGCAAUACCGAUUGAAAGCGCUCAUAUGUCUGUUAGAAAUGCCAUCGAACUAGAGGGAUUGGCGCAAUCGUCUCUUCCAGAGGAUGAUGGAAUGGGCGUUCUGAGAAGCAAGAUCAUCGCGAUCCGGGAUCAACAGCUUGCCAAUGCCGAAAAGGCACGCAUGGUCCAUGAUCUGAUGACAGAAAGUUACAACUCUUCGCGAGCCCAUCUGAAUAAUGCAGGGACAACGAUAUUCUCAGCGCCCACCAAUCCACCAAUCCUAGGACUACCCGUGAGUCCAAGGACACGCCGAGCUUUGGAGAGCCAAGCUUCUGAGUUGGACCAAACAAGCGUCAGUUCUAUACCGUAUGAGAGCGUAUACAAUCUCACAUCCGAGGAUUUACAACCUACUUUUGUUCCAAAGGCAGAAACAGAGGUGGAAGAGUCUAUGAUAGCUGAGACGGGCGACGAAGACUUAGAUACAGAAGAGUUAGCAGAGGCUACUCUGGGCUGUGUGCAUUAUCACCGCAAUGUGAAAUUGGAGUGCCAUACCUGCAAGAAGUGGUACACCUGUCGGUUCUGCCAUGACGAAGUUGAAGACCAUGCUCUCAUUCGCCGAGACACGGAAAACAUGCUUUGCAUGCUAUGUGGACACGCCCAGCCGGCAGGACAAAAUUGCAGAAAGUGUGAGGAACAGACAGCGCAGUAUUACUGUGACAUAUGCAAGCUUUGGGACAAUGAUAGCAAGAAAAGCAUCUACCAUUGCGAUGACUGUGGUAUUUGCCGGAUUGGGCAAGGACUGGGAAAGGAUUUCUUCCAUUGUCAGGUGAGGCCUCCAUGA
Molecule: messenger RNA, 1233 nt
Organism: Penicillium soppii
Lineage: Eukaryota; Fungi; Ascomycota; Eurotiomycetes; Eurotiales; Aspergillaceae
Product: CHY zinc finger protein
Exons: 1
Coding region: 1-1233 (410 amino acids)
Biological process (GO): ubiquitin-dependent protein catabolic process; protein ubiquitination
Cellular component (GO): nucleus
Molecular function (GO): zinc ion binding; ubiquitin protein ligase activity
Source: RefSeq, a predicted model, not a curated record